AACUGUGGAGUCACUCUGACGUGUGACUUAGCAGCCAUUUUCUCCGUGUGUUCUCUGUAAGAUUUCAGUCAGAGUCAGUCUGCCUCAGUGCUAAGGCCCAUUCCUUCUCUACUACACAGAGCACUGCACCACAGCAAACGUUCAGCACGAUGCUGGUUCCUAAAGAAUGAACUGAAGCAGGGUCCUGGACUGGUGGAAUGUGAGAUGAUGGAAGGGCUCACAGCUUCAACACUCCAACAGUUUGCAUCAUCCAUUAGCGUUCUAGCAGCAAGGCGGGCAAACUGUAGUUGGGACUCAUCACUGAGAGCAAGUCAGGCCUCUGUGUCUUCCCAGCUUCUGGCUCCAGAAAUGUCAACUAGAAGUUCAAAAUACUCUAGCCUCGCCUGAGUGUAAUAAUUAUUACCAGAAAGGGAAAACGUGAGGAAUUGCUUUAAAGCUACAUAUUCUUUUUGCAGGCUGCUGCUCAGCAGGUGAAACCGACUCCUGGCCCAGGAGGCAGUAAGACGACAUACAGUGAAACAUCUCAGCUACAAGGAUUUAAAGUGCAGGGGAGAAAUCACCCUGAAACGCUCUAUUCAACAAUUGCAGAUAUUGGACGAGAAUGAACACAAAAGAUCCGAAGGUGACGGAAGGGGGCCUCAAUGUCACACUCACUAUACGUCUUCUUAUGCAUGGAAAGGAGGUUGGCAGCAUCAUUGGAAAGAAAGGUGAAACUGUCAAGAAAAUGAGGGAGGAGAGUGGUGCUCGAAUCAACAUCUCAGAAGGCUCCUGUCCAGAAAGAAUUGUGACGAUAACGGGCCCAACAGAUGCCAUUUUCAAGGCUUUUUCCAUGAUUGCACUAAAAUUUGAAGAAGAUAUCAAUGCUUCGAUGACAAACAGCACGGUAACAAGCAAGCCUCCUGUAACGCUGCGACUUGUAGUUCCUGCAAGCCAGUGUGGAUCCCUUAUAGGCAAAGGAGGAUCCAAAAUCAAAGAAAUCAGGGAGUCUACAGGAGCCCAAGUGCAAGUUGCUGGCGAUAUGUUACCAAACUCCACAGAACGUGCGGUUACAAUAUCGGGCACUCCUGACGCCAUUAUUCAGUGUGUGAAGCAAAUCUGCGUGGUGAUGCUAGAGUCACCACCCAAAGGUGCCACCAUUCCUUACCGCCCCAAACCUGCCUCUGCACCCAUAAUUUUUGCAGGUGGCCAGGUAAGAGCAGACACCAUUUUGACUUCAGCCGGAAACCACACCGUCUUGGCCCAACCUCAGCCAGCGCCUGCAUUCACAAUUCAAGGGCAGUAUGCCAUCCCUCAUCCAGACGUGAGUCCAACGCAUUUGACCAAGCUUCACCAGUUGGCUAUGCAGCAUCCCCCCUUUACUCCCCUUGGGCAGACCACCCCUGGUUUCCCUGGAUUGGAUACCAGUACUCCAACCAGUUCCCAUGAACUCACUAUUCCAAAUGAUCUAAUAGGUUGCAUCAUUGGCAGACAAGGCAGUAAGAUAAAUGAAAUCAGGCAAAUGUCAGGAGCGCAGAUCAAGAUUGCAAAUGCCACAGAAGGCUCAGCAGAACGACAAGUAACAAUCACAGGAUCACCUGCAAACAUCAGCCUAGCACAGUACCUCAUUAAUGCAAGCUUAGAGAUGGCUAAAGUCAGCACCCAGACUGCUUCCGUCACGACCCCUGUUGACCUCAACAUGAACCUCUCUCAGUCUGCCACCCCUACCUCCACCCCCACCUCUGUGGCUGUCUUGGCGGCGGCAGCAGCUGCCUCCGUGGUUAACGUCAGCACCCCUCCCCCUUUACCAACUUUACCAACCACCCACUAUGCUGUUCCUGUCUCCAGUCUGCUUGGCAUGAAAACUGUCCCGCUCCUGGCACUAAAUGCCACAGGAGCCGCAGGGAAUUUAUCCGCUUACACUGCCAAAAUCCCAUCAACGAGUGGGGUUAAGAAAUCUGACCGCCAGAAGUUUGCUCCAUAUUGAAAGGAUUGGGGAUCCAAGAGUUUUGGGGUUUUGUUUUGUUUUCCCUCCAAAGCUCUACCAGGAUUCUGCGGUAGAUUUAUACUCACUAAGGAAACAACAUGGCAUCUUUUAAAUUUCUUCUGUUCAAUCGCUAGUGUUAAAACCGUUGCCAAUGCAAAUUGUCUUCCACGUUCCAUGACUAUUAAUGCACGUGUGCGCACAAAUUGCCAACUAGUUCCAACAGUCUCCUGGGUUAUUUUAAGCAUAGCUGUAUGGCAGUUGGUUACCUGACUUUCCAUAAACCCUCAGGUUUUCAAAUAAGGAAAUACGGUACGUUGUUUUCUGCAAGAACCAAACGUAAGAUGGAAACUCAUCUUCUGCAGAAGGGGAAUCUCAAGUGCUUAAACUGCAAAAGAGAACCAUGGGCUUCCUGUACCUUUUUAAUAGUUGUGAGGAAAUGGCGGGGUGGGGGUGGGGUUUGGCCAAUACUGGCACCUUGUCUCACAGAGGCCAGAGAAGCUGCAGUUGCUGAAAUUCAUAUGGAUAGUUGCACAGAAAGAGAAUUUCAGUAAACCCAAUUUCCUGUGCAUUGCAGUGCCCCUAGAUACUGCCAACGUACCCUCCCAGAGUACAUUGUAAGAGUCUUACGUCAUGUUUUACACUUGCACCUGUGUCAUACAUGGAAACAGCUCUUGAAAGAGAGAUGGGAGAAAUAUGUCUUUGGAACAGAAAGGCUUUAACUCAUCCUAUUAAACGUAAGUCCCAUUGAACUGAGUGGAGCUUACUGCUGAGUAGACUGUUAAUAAUCAUUCCCUCUCUUUAGGGAGCUGGGAACUAUAAACUAGGAGUCCUAGACAUUCUCAGCUCCAUCACCAAGGUACAGUUGCUGGGCAGGGCACCUAGGCCAAUAAGUGGUAUGAAUUUUAAUGCAGGUUGGGCCCCAGUGUAUUUUGCCCAGUCCUCAGAUCACAACACUUGGUCUUUGAGUUGGGCAUGCUGAAAAAUUCGUUGGAUCAGCUCUAGUGAUUUCACACACAAAUGCUGCUAUGUGAAGGUUAGGAAUGGAUUUCAGAAUCUUUGUCUGGUAACAUGGAAGACACCCUCAGUAAUGGCAGAAUCCUGAAACUAGCUGCACUGUGAAAUGCUUAUUUGUAACAAAAUUAUAUUUUAAAAUAGAAUUUUGCUGUCGGUGUAGUGGCUUUUAAAGAUUAUUUUUGUGCACCAGUACCUGGUAAAAGCCAUAACAGCAUCCAAUAACCUUUUCUAUACUAUAUUUACAAAAUGCUACAAUUUAUUCCUUUCCAUUUCUUCAAAUUAUAGGAUUUAAAAUUUUAGGAGAUGUAAUCAACUGGGUACAGCUGCUGCAUAACUUCUGCUCAUCUCUUGGAAGCUAUUCAGGAAUCCUACGUAAGCUUCCUGGUAAUUAAAGGAGGUUGCAGAAAACCUGAGCUUGGCAGACUCCUGCCUAUCUCUGGGUUCCUCAUUGCAUGAACUUGUUUCUGAUAGUUAAAACAGUUGUGCCUCUACCUAAUUACACCUACAAAUCACAGGUGUAAAUACUCAGGUUUUUAAGAGCUUGUAUCACAUAACCAUUACAAAAGGCUGAUGAGUACUGCUGUUGCUGAAAACAGACCUCUGCUCUUUUGAGGCCACAGUUAUUUUGAAAUAUAUGUUUUAGGAAAUCAUGAAUAUCCUUAUUAAAUGAGAUGAUAAAUGAUGGUAGACAAGCUUACCUGAAAGGCAGCUUGCUUGUCACUACCAGUGUUCCUGUGCAAUAUGUAAUCAGUGCACAGGUGUUCUGCAUGCGUGCCCUGGGGUCUACCACCAGAAUAGGCUAGGGAAGUAAAACCUGGUCUGCAGUCCAGGAGACUUGGGUGUGCACCCAAGGAAAAAAAUCCUCUGCAGGGAACCUUGACGGAGAAAGUUUUCUCUGGAGGCAGAACUCAGAAACCUUUAAAAACCACUAGUCAAACACAGCUUAACACAGCUUAAAAACUCACAUUAGUUCCAGGGAGCAGGCUUGCUCCCUUUAAAACAUUGCUGUACCAAUGACAAACUGCAGUCAUAUGAAAAACAAGCAUAAAAGAUAAGCAGAUCACACUUCAUUUGCUAUUUCAUAUCCAGAUAUGAGUUUCAGGCUAUCAUUCGGUUGGAAUGAACCAAGAAGGGGAUUUUUUAUUUAAAGAAAUAAGAAUCUAUAAUUGCAAGCAAACUCCAAAUCCUGGGAGAGAUAUAGUGGCUGGUUGCUAUCUGUUGGAACUAGUUAUUUGACAGUGGGAUUUUUUGUUUUGUUUGGUUCUUCUUUUCUUUUUUCACAAAAAUUGCAUUUUCUGUUUGUCCAUUCACUAUUUUUUUCUUAUUAAAUUUAUGUUGCUUUAAACAGUGGCGCCAUAAUGCAUCUGUUUGCCUCACAAUCUUUUGAACUUAAUCCAUUUGCCUGCCAUAUUCACCCACUAUUGCACUCCUUGGACACAAAAGCUUUAAUGAGGAAUUGAACAGAAUGCAAAUGCAAUACUUUUUAAAACCUACUAUUUAAAAGUGUGUUGUUUUAAUUGUAUAGGGCUAAGCACUAUUUUUAGUAUCGUGUGUCAUUUCUGUACUCUGUAGACUUUUCUCUCUCUCAACCUUAGUACCUUUGCACUACUGUUUUGUCACUGUAACCAAUUGUAGAACUGCCAUUAUUGCAAACAAUUUGCACUUAACCAAACAGUCUCCAUGUCUGUAUAUACUGAAGGGGGAGAAAUGGAAAUACUGUCAAGCGGCUUUGGGUAUUCAACAGCUCUAGAAACCUGCUGUAAAAACUGUUAAGAACUAUUACAAUAACUGUGUUUAUAAAUUGAAGUAAAUCAAUGUGAGAAUUUGCUUGGAUUGAAAUGCUGUUCUAUGCCGGUUGUACUCAAGUGUUUUUUAAAAUGGUGAGAAGUUUUUCUUCCUGUUUUUCUUUCCUUUUUUUGCCCCCCUUCCCCUGAUUUUUGUUCCUGCAUUUCAGGCUCUCUUCAGAAGUCACUGGCCUCGGGGCUCUGUAAUGUGUCCCAGCAUUCACUAGGGCUUGAGCUCCCUGACAGGACUUUUCUAAAGCCUCAUGAGACAAUGCUUUCUAUGGACUAAUCAACAGAGGAAGUGGUCAUUUCUAACUUUAUUACUCUUCCAAGAUCUCAAAAUAAACACUUUUACUCUAAGCAACUGUGCUUCCCAACUCCUGUGUUGCUUUCAUUGCUAUUCUGGUUUAAUCAUCUUGAGGCUCAGUAAGGAACAGUAACAGAUGAUUAUUAUUUUUAAAAAUUUCUGUAGAUAUUCAUGCUCUAGCCAGUCUGUACAAAGCAUGGGCUGUUGAUGUUUUAAACCACUAUAUAUUAAGUAUAGACUUGAUAAACUAAAUAAGCUGUUUUUUAUAAAUAAAGGUUUUCCUGACUUUAAAAACCACAUCUUAGCUUUGUGCAUACAAAUAGCUGUUGUGAUUUUUAACUUUGUAACGAAGAUGUUGAUCAAAUACUAUUUUUGUGACUUGUCACCAAUGAGUUCAGACCUAUGGCUUGUUUUGCAUUAACAAUUAAAAGUUUGACAUAA
This is a messenger RNA of Podarcis muralis (Common wall lizard), 5509 nucleotides long. NCBI's taxonomy places the organism in Eukaryota, Metazoa, Chordata, Lepidosauria, Squamata, Lacertidae. The record is from RefSeq and is a predicted model, not a curated record.